CAAUGUAUUGAAAUGUAUUAAUGUCGUUGCCUCUCUGAAUAUAACUAUUUAAUUAUUUUCUGACUGAUUUGAAUUGUUUUACGGAAAAACAGAACUUUGACCUAUGACGUGAGAGAUAAAAACAACAGAGAUGACCUCUCUCCCCGGCUAGCCUCACUCACUCACCUCACACUUCUGGCUGACAAAUCACCCAUUUAUGAUAUAAUCACGAUCAGAUGAAAUGGAUCAAACCAAACAGGAUGACGACUAUGGAUACAACCUUUUCCCUGACAGAAACACCGCAAAAUCCAAGAAGGCUUUCAUUACUCAAAGCCUGUUCACAUUCAAUCACAAGUGCCAGGUCAUGUUACAGUUCGCGAUGGAAACCAGUCCAUAUGCAAAGCUGCUUCUUAGUGCCAUGAAAAGUUCUGGAUGUACAGUAUAUAAAGACCGGCACUUUUCCUGUGAGGAUUGCGACGGAAGUGUCAGUGGUGGCUUUGACGCAAAUUCGUCUCAAAUCGUUCUGUGUCAGAACAACAUUCACCAGCAGGCCCAUAUGAACCGAGUGGUGACCCACGAGCUCAUCCACGCCUUCGACCACUGCCGAGCCCACGUGGACUGGUUCAACAACUACCGGCACUUGGCCUGCUCCGAGAUCCGUGCAGCUAACCUCAGUGGAGACUGCUCCUUCAGCAGUGAGAUUAACAGGUUUAACUUUGGCUUGAAGAACCACCGCCAGGAGUGCGUCCGGGGCCGCGCCCUGCGCUCCAUCCUCGCCGUCCGGAAGAUCAGCCACGAGGAGGCGGGCAAGAUCGUGGACGAGGUGUUCGACAGCUGCUUCAACGACACCGCCCCCUUCGGCCGCAUCCCCCACACCAACAAGGACGCCAAGUUCGCCACCAGGCACUACGAGAGCCGAGACCGAUACCACGCUAACGUCUAACGUCUAACGCUAACGCCGCCGCGGCGCGCUAAUUUUAACACAUUCUCCGAGGGUGCUUUGUACAAAGAGACGCUAAGAGGGGAGGUCGGCGAGGCGGGAAGAGGCCCGGUGGAGGGCACCGUUGACGGAGGGGGCGGUUGGAAGAGGCAGUCUGAAGGGUAAAGAUGUGUUGGGGAGGAGGGGGGGGGGGGGGGGAUUCCUCUUAAAGGGGUUUUUGUCACCAGGUUUUAACGUUGAGUGAGGCUAAUAUUGGAACAGAGCCGUGUCAGGCCGCCCCAGCUCAAGUUCUCAGAUAUUUGUGAUUGUCUUUUAUUGCUGCAUUAUUUUUUGCUCCUCCUCCAGUGACAACAUUGACUUUCCUGUAAAUAGAGCAGAUUUAUGUAAGUUAAAUAUUGAUUUAUAUGAUUUUUUUUUUUUUCAUUAAUUUCGCCCCCCCCCCCACCCGAUUUGGUUGAGUUGGCCGUGCACAUAUGAUUUGUGCACACCUUCCAAUGCGUUUUCAAGAUUAAAGUGAAGGUUUUACCAAAACGAAAC
This is a messenger RNA of Gadus chalcogrammus (walleye pollock), 1456 nucleotides long. RefSeq names its product ATP23 metallopeptidase and ATP synthase assembly factor homolog (gene atp23). Gene Ontology annotation, cellular component: extrinsic component of mitochondrial inner membrane. Gene Ontology annotation, molecular function: metalloendopeptidase activity. The record is from RefSeq and is a predicted model, not a curated record. The transcript is spliced from 6 exons. NCBI's taxonomy places the organism in Eukaryota, Metazoa, Chordata, Actinopteri, Gadiformes, Gadidae. The coding region runs from base 221 to 922 and encodes 233 amino acids. Gene Ontology annotation, biological process: mitochondrial protein processing; mitochondrial proton-transporting ATP synthase complex assembly.